Messenger RNA from Anguilla rostrata (American eel), 3798 nucleotides. RefSeq names its product E3 ubiquitin-protein ligase TRIM35-like. Bases 7 to 1437 code for a protein of 476 amino acids. The record is from RefSeq and is a predicted model, not a curated record. Gene Ontology annotation, cellular component: cytoplasm. The transcript is spliced from 6 exons. Gene Ontology annotation, biological process: protein ubiquitination. Lineage: Eukaryota; Metazoa; Chordata; Actinopteri; Anguilliformes; Anguillidae. Gene Ontology annotation, molecular function: ubiquitin protein ligase activity; protein binding; zinc ion binding.
UGUAAAAUGGAGGCUAAAGCUUUGUUUCCCGAGGACGAGCUCUGUUGCUCUGUAUGUUGUGAUAUUUUUAAAGAGCCUGUUGUCCUGAAAUGCAGCCACAGCUUCUGUGGAGUGUGUUUGAAGGAGUUCUGGGAAGAGAAGAGCUCUCGGGAGUGUCCCAUCUGCAGGAGAAAGGCCUCUAUGAAUGAUCCUCCGUUAAACCUGGCCUUAAGAAGCAUUGUGGAGUUCUUCUUAAAGCAGAAGAAUGAGAGAGAAACUACCGACAAGAGUGACGCUCGCUGCAAUCUUCAUGGGGAGAAACUUCUAUUAUUCUGCAAACAUGACAAAGAGCCUCUCUGUGUCAUCUGUCAGACUUCAAAAAAACACAGAAACCACCCGGUCUGUCCAGUGGAAGAGGCCGUACUGGAGCUGAAGGAGGAACUCAACCCUGCACUUAAUCUUAUUAAAGAAAAACUGAAGAGGUUUACUGACGUUGAACAAGAAUGUAAGGAAACAGCUGAACACAUCAAGAGUCAGGUCCAGCACACAGAGAGGCAGAUAAAGGCAGAGUUUGAGAAGCUCCACCAGUUCCUGCGAGAGGAAGAGGAGGCCAGACUUGCUGCUCUGAGAGAGGAAGAGGAGCAGAAGAGUCAGAUAAUGAAGGAGAAGAUAGAAAACAUCACAGGACACAUCUCCACUCUUACAGACAAAAUCACAGCUAUAGAGAAGGCAAUGGACACUGAAGACACCUCCUUUUUACAGAGCUACAAGAACAUCAAGGAAAGAGCCCAGUGCACACUGCAGGAUCCAGAGCUGCUCUCAGGGGCACUGACAGAUGUGGCCAAACACUUGGGCAACCUGAAGUUCAGAGUCUGGGAGAAGAUGCUGGAGAUGGUGCAGUACACUCCUGUGUUUCUGGACCCCAACACUGCAGCCCCCUGGCUUUCUCUCUCUGAUGAUCUGACCACUGUGAGAGACACAGGUACAGAGCAGAAAUGUCCUGACAACCCAGAGAGGUUUGAACUCCAUGUGAGUGUGCUGGGAUCUGAGGGCUUUACUUCAGGGAAACACAGCUGGGAGGUGAAGGUUGGGAAUAAACCUGACUGGGAUAUAGGAGUGGUGAAAGAGUCCAUCAGUAGGAAGGGAGAGAUAACAUACAGCCCAGAGAGUGGAUUCUGGCUCUUAUUUCUGAGGGAUGGUGAUAAGUACAUUGCAGCUGACGGUACUAAGCUCACACUGAAGAGGAAGCCCCAGAGCAUCAGAGUGCAGCUGGACUAUGACAGGGGGGAGGUGUCCUUCUUCGACUCCAGUGACAUGUCACUCAUUUACACUUCUACAGACACAUUUACUGAGAGAGUGUUUCCAUUCUUCUCUCCAUAUUUGAAAGAAGAUAAGAAUGACGGACCCCUGCAAAUAUGCCCAGUGAAAAUCUCUGUAAAAGUGACGUCAAACCAGUGACAGUAUUUGUUUUAAAAAAAUAGAUGGUGUACUUUUAAGGAAUGUUUGUUGUUUCUAAUCUGCUUCAGCAUACCUUACCUGGUUGCUGACUUGGGUACUCUGGAGUUGACUUGCUGGAGAUGUGAAUUGACCAAAGGGAGCUGGUUGAUGGCCUACCAAAACCAAAUGGAAGGCAGGCACACACAGAGCAAUAACAGUGGCCAUUUGGUUAAUGUAAUCAGCCUCAGUAUGCAUGAAUACUGAUUUGGGACAGACCAGAGAAAGUGCAAAGGGGGAUGUUUUAAUAGUCAGUCAGAAGAGAGCAGACAUGCAUACUGAGGUAACAGUUACCGUUUGAUUUCCUGCAACCUCAUUUCUAGAUUUUGUUCUGGAAAAGGGGUACAAAGCUGGUGCUUGAACAACACUGUAUUGUAACUUACCUGCGUUGCUUUUACCUUGUUCUUUCAUGCUGUAGAGGAUACUCUUUUUGCUUGUUAAUAUAAAUUGGUAUUGAUCUAAACUUUUGAACUGCAAAUAUUACUUCAUACGUAAAGAGUACUGUAGAGGAAAUUCAUUUAAUAAUUAUGAUGAAUGAAUUUAGUAUGUUUUGGGUUUUGCUUUGAUCUGAAUAACAAGACAAAACAUUUCAUGUACUGUUUAUACAUAAAUCAAAUGUGCUUUUUGUCAGUUUUUAUUCGUUUUCCAUUGUAAUUGGAUAAAACAAAUUGGUGUCAAUCAGUCUUGGUAACAUAAAAACAGAUAAAUAAAAAACAUUAAAAUAAUCUUUAAAAAAAAAAAAUACGGAUGCACUCAUCUGGUUAAAUCAAAUUAUUUUAUAUAUGAUCGAUUUCAUUCUUGGCUAUAUGGGUUUAUAUUGCAGUGUACAAGCUUGAAAUGCAUCAUGAGCUCUUGUUAGUUUCAUACUAUCAGUCUCCUGUGCUCUCCUGGUUUUAGUUUGCAGAUGUAGUGAAUAAUCAGUUCAGCUGCUCAUGUUUUGGGUUUUGUUUUUAUCUAGAUCAUAGGACUAAACAUUUCAUAUAAUGUAUAUACAUAAAGCAGAUAAAGCAGUACUUUUUUAAAUCAGAUUUUAUUCAUUUUUCCAUUGCAUUUGAAAAAACAAGUUGGUGUACAAUCAGUCCUGGUAUCAUUUUACACAUGUAAAAUAAAAUUUAAAAACAAAUUUAACAAAAAAAUGCAGAUGCACUCUUCUGGCUAAAUCAAAUAUCUGAUUGAUUUCAUUCCUGGGUGGAUAAGGCAGUGUACAAGCUUGAAAUGUUUGCGUAUCAUGAGCUCUAGUCAGAUUGAUUGCAUCAGUCUCCUGUGCUCUUUCCUGGUUUUAGUUUGCAGAUGUAGUGAAUAAUCAGUUCAGCCUGUCAGCUCCAUGCUGUAGGAUUUACAUCAGAGCCUUCAGUAGAGCACACCUGCCUUUGGUCUCUCAUUCCCUUUCAUUGACUGACAAUUAUUACAUGACAGAUACUGUUUUAGAAUAGCCAACCAUACUUAAAUAAAUGAUUUACACAGUUUAACUGAUUUUACACAAUGAUUUUUUGUACAAGGCAAUACCAAUCAAAAUAUGUAUUCAAACACAACUCCAUAUUUCUCCCAAUAAUUUCAGAAUUGUCCAUUAUUCUACUGUUGUGGUUCACUGAAACAUGAAUAAAAUGAAUGUAGUUUUACAAAUCAAUACUGGUAAAAAUACAACACAACCUUGUUAAUUAACCCUCUAAAACCUCAUAUCUCCAACGUCCCUCAUGAUGGUCAUAACCCCACUCCAGAAUAUUUGAUAAUAAUAUUAAUCAAUGGUCAAUUAUGAUUAAUUGACAUAUUCAUCAGCAGGGCAAGCCACACUGUAAAAAAUUGUUUCACUAUUUUUUUUAGUUUUGAGCAUAAUUUAGAUUUUUACAUUUUGUUGUGAAGUUAUGCCAGUGAACAUUUAUUUGUUCAGAAAAACUACAUUUUAUUAUAAAAGCUUAAUUCAUUUCUUUACGGUUUUCUAAUAAUUAAAUUAAAGUUUUGUUAAUAAAACAACUCAUAUUGUUUUCAUGUUAGUUUGCAUAACAAUCAAAAAAUUUAAAAUAGUUAAGCUUGAGUGCCUUGAAAUUUUGAGUGUUUUAAAUUUUUUGACACUGCGUAAUCUAAAAGAAAACAAAUGUAUAACAGUCACAAAAUAAUCGGGUGAAAAAUAUGUUGGCAGUUUUGCCAAGAAAUUUGUUCAGCUGUUUUAUAUUUUAUUUGGAAACCAAUGUUUCACUUAUUUUGUCUAUCCCUCUAUGUUUUAGUACUGCCAAAGAGACCAGUCAACAGUCAUUGCUUUCAUUUUUUUAUAUAAUGGAAUGUUUUAAUGAUGUUACAAAACUAAUAAUAAAAGUACUAUUUCAAGAA